GUUGUCCGUCUUUGCAUCUCUACAGUCUUUACAAUGGCACCCACCAACCCCUUUCACGACUCGCAAACCACGACCACUGCCAACAAUGUUCACCCCUCUAAUGGCCUGCCAGAGGACCAGAUCCCUUCAGAGCCUCCUCCAGCGUACACUCCCUCUGCAACCACGGGCACCGGUGAAUCCACCGUCCAAGCCGGGCCGCUCAGACCUGAUUUCUCAGGCCCACCACCUAUGCCUGACUGGGUCGAGCGGCAGCAACAGCAGCAGCAGCAAUAUACGGGAGGAAGCGGUGUCGGCGUUAAUUUGACUGGAGUUGGGAUGGGGUAUGGACAUGGUGGGCAGGCUCAUAGCCAGGGGCAAUACGCCAAUGGGAACAGCUCGAGUAACGAGACAAAACCUCCUCCGCCCCCUCGCCAUCCCUCUGUGACUUCCUCGUCGGCACGACCGCCCCCGCCUUUGCCAAGCAGAGACUCUACGACACAGCCUUCAUCGUCUCAAAGCGCGGCGCCAACAGAGGCGCCGACUCCGGGCCGGCCGCUACUGCACCGAGGCCAGAUGUUGGUGUACCCCGGAGGCUUCUGGUGCAGCAAGUGUAACAAUACGGGCUAUAAAGCCAACGAUCCCUCAAACCCUCAUGAGAGAGACUGGAAAAAGUAUGGCAGGGUGUACAACUCUACCCUCGCUCACUCUUACACUCAGGCCCUCUCUGCCGGCCUGCAAAUGUCCGACAACUUUCAAAAGCCUCUACCUUCCUAUGCCCCCGCUGGGCACGCCCCGGCUUCGGUCCCAUAUUCGGGUCCGACCUCGGCGCAGUACAGUCACCUGCCCCCACCCCCUGGCAGUAGCGGCAAGUGGAGUACAUACCCAGGCCAAGGCCAAGGUCCGGGGCAGAGCUAUAGCCACUUGCCUCCACCCCCUCAACGUCAACAGCAACUACAAUACCCAGCACCAGGGCAGCAGAUCUUUGUGCAGAGAACGGCGGGGAUGGCACCUCCGGGAGCGCUGGUAGUAGCGCCAGGGGAUCCUAGAAUCGGUGGGAGACUGUGUUGGAGAUGUAAUGGUUCCGGGACAGAGAUCUUGUUCUUUGGCUUUGACGAGGGGAGAUGUUCGACUUGUUCAGGUCUAGGGCGGUUAUUCUGAGUAGCGAGGGACGUCCUUCGAGAGACCUGCGACUGUACCUAACAUAGAAUAUACACCAAGACAGGGCAGUAGGUAAUAGGUUGAUGAUGACGACGAAGAGCAUCUUGAUUGAUAUAUGUGCAUGCUAUAUCUUGCGG
This is a messenger RNA of Cryptococcus amylolentus CBS 6039, 1274 nucleotides long. RefSeq lists its product as hypothetical. The record is from RefSeq and is a predicted model, not a curated record. Gene Ontology annotation, cellular component: cytoplasm. The coding region runs from base 34 to 1137 and encodes 367 amino acids. The transcript is spliced from 3 exons. NCBI's taxonomy places the organism in Eukaryota, Fungi, Basidiomycota, Tremellomycetes, Tremellales, Cryptococcaceae.